Molecule: messenger RNA, 585 nt
Organism: Ostreococcus lucimarinus CCE9901
Lineage: Eukaryota; Viridiplantae; Chlorophyta; Mamiellophyceae; Mamiellales; Bathycoccaceae
Gene: RPS5
Product: Ribosomal protein S5, component of cytosolic 80S ribosome and 40S small subunit
Exons: 3
Coding region: 1-585 (194 amino acids)
Biological process (GO): ribosomal small subunit assembly; translation
Cellular component (GO): ribosome; cytosolic small ribosomal subunit
Molecular function (GO): rRNA binding; mRNA binding; structural constituent of ribosome
Source: RefSeq, a predicted model, not a curated record
AUGGCGACGACUCAAGAAGUGAAACUGUUCGGAAAGUGGACGUUCGAUGACGUUGAGAUCAACGACAUCUCGUUGGAGGAUUACAUUGCGGUGAAGCCGAAGUACGCGGUGUACGUGCCGCACACCGCGGGUCGAUUCGCCGCCAAGCGUUUCCGCAAGGCGCAGUGCCCGAUUGUUGAGCGCUUGGUGAACUCGCUCAUGAUGCACGGUCGUAACAACGGUAAGAAGUUGAUGGCUGUUCGCAUCGUGAAGCAUGCGAUGGAGAUUAUUCACUUGCUCACCGACCAAAACCCGGUGCAAGUGAUCGUCGACGCCAUCAUUUACGCUGGUCCGCGCGAAGACGCGACGCGAAUCGGUUCUGCGGGUGUGGUUCGCCGUCAAGCGGUCGAUCUCUCCCCGCUCCGCCGCGUGAACCAAGCCAUCUACUUGUUGACCACUGGUGCCCGCGAAUCCGCCUUCCGUAACGUCAAGACGAUUGCCGAGUGCUUGGCCGACGAGUUGAUCAACGCCGCCAAGCAGUCGAGCAACUCUUACGCGAUCAAGAAGAAGGACGAAUUGGAACGCGUCGCGAAGGCUAACCGAUAA